Pteronotus mesoamericanus is the source of this 5179-nucleotide messenger RNA. It is a transcript of the gene DSG2, whose product is annotated as desmoglein 2. Gene Ontology annotation, cellular component: desmosome; plasma membrane. Gene Ontology annotation, molecular function: calcium ion binding. Lineage: Eukaryota; Metazoa; Chordata; Mammalia; Chiroptera; Mormoopidae. The transcript has 15 exons. Gene Ontology annotation, biological process: homophilic cell-cell adhesion. The coding region runs from base 39 to 3416 and encodes 1125 amino acids. The record is from RefSeq and is a predicted model, not a curated record.
GCGGCCGGAGGCGAGGGCGCGGCGGGGACGUGGGCGCGAUGGCGGGGAGCGCGGAGGGCGCCCUACUGCUUCUCCUGAUCUGCUUUCACUUAGGAAAUGCACUCCAUUUAGAGGCCUUAAACUCAAGACACGAAAAUAAGCUGCUUUCUAAACAUACUCACUUAGUGCGGCAAAAGCGCGCCUGGAUCACCGCCCCUGUGGCUCUUCGGGAAGGAGAGGAUCUGUCCAAAAAGAAUCCGAUUGCCAAGAUACAUUCUGAUAUUGCAGAAGAGAAAGGAAUAAAAAUUACAUACAAAUACACUGGAAAAGGGAUCACAGAGCCACCUUUUGGUAUAUUUGCCUUUAAUAAAGACACCGGAGAAUUGAAUGUCACCAGCAUUCUUGACCGAGAAGAAACACCAUUUUUUCUGCUAACUGGUUAUGCUUUGGAUGAAAAAGGAAACAAUCUAGAGAAACCAUUAGAACUCCGCAUUAAAGUUCUUGAUAUCAAUGACAACGAGCCAGUGUUCACGCAGGAUGUCUUCGUUGGGUCCAUUGAGGAACUGAGUGCAGCAAAUAAACUAGUGAUGAAAAUCACCGCGACAGAUGCAGAUGAUCCCAGUUCUCUGAAUUCUAAAAUUUCCUACAGAAUCGUAUCUCAGGAGCCUGCUUAUUCUCCCGUGUUCUACCUAAAUAAAGAUACAGGAGAGAUUUAUACAACCAGUAUUGCCUUGGACAGAGAGAAACACAGCAGCUAUACUUUGACAGUGGAAGCAAGAGAUGGCAAUGGACAGAUAACAGCUAAACCGGCAAAACAGGCUCAAGUUCAGAUUCAUAUUUUGGAUGUCAAUGACAAUUUACCUGAAGUGAGAAGUGAAAUGCAUGAAGUGAUGGUUGAAGAAAAUCGAGCCAAUGUAGAAGUUAUGCGCAUAAAAGUGUUUGAUGCAGAUGAAAUAGGCUCUGAUAACUGGUUAGCAAAUUUUACAUUUGCAUCAGGGAAUGAAAUGGGUUAUUUGCGCAUAGAAACUGAUACUCUAACUAAUGAAGGAAUUGUGACCCUUAUUAAGGAAUUAGAUUAUGAAGAAAUGAAGCACCUUGACUUCAGUGUUAUUGUCACUAAUAAAGCACCUUUUCACAAAUCAGUUAAGAAUAAAUAUAAGCCAACGCCCAUUCCCAUCAAAGUCAAGGUGAAGGAUGUGAAAGAAGGCAUUCUUUUUAAAAGCAGCACCAUCACAGUUCGUGCUAGCGAGAGCAUGGAUAGAUCAAGCCAAGGCACCAUAAUCGGAAAAUUUCAAGUUUUUGACGAAGACACUGGACAAUCAGCCCAUGUAAAAUAUGUCAAAGUGGAAGAUAAAGACAAUUGGGUCUCUGUGGAUCCUAUCACAUCUGAAAUCAAACUUGUAAAAAUUCCUGAUUUUGAAUCCACAUAUGUCCAGAAUGGUACAUACACUGUAAAGGUUUUAGCUAUUUCAGAAGAUUCUUCUAGAAAAACCAUCACUGGCACUGUUGUUAUCAGCGUUGAAGAUAUCAAUGACAAUUGUCCCACACUGGUAAACCCAGUGCAGAAUAUCUGCGAGGACCAGGAGUAUGUGAAUGUGACUGCAAAGGACCUGGAUGGAUACCCAUACAGCGACCCUUUGACUUUCAUUGUCGUUGACAGUCCCCCUGGAAUGGCAGAAAAAUGGAAAAUAGUACGCAGAGAAAGUACCAGUGUGCUACUACAGCGAAGUGAACAAAAGCUUGGGAGAAGUGAAAUUCAGCUCCUCAUUUCUGAUAAUCAGGGCCUCCAUUGCCCUGAAAAGCAGACCCUUAAACUCACAGUUUGCAAGUGCCUGCACGGCAGUGCCUGUGUGGAAGGGCUGAGCGAGGGCUACAUUGGCCUGGGGCCCGCAGCAAUCGCCCUGAUAAUUUUGGCUCUUUUGCUCUUGUUACUUGUACCACUUCUGCUGCUGACGUGCCAUCAUGGACAGGGCGCCAAAGGCUUUGCCCCCAUUCCUGCCACCAUAGAGAUGCUGCAUCCUUGGAAUAAUGAAGGGGCACCCCCUGAAGACAAGGUGGUGCCACCACUUCUGACAGUGGAUCACAGAGAGAAUUUAGGAGUGGGCAGUGGAGCAGGAGGUGGAGUAGGAGGUGGUGCAGGAGGUGGCAUAGGAAGUUUAACAGUCAAGGAAACCACCACGAAAGGAAGUAGCUCAGCGUCCUUUACCAGAGUGCAGCAUGACAUGUCCGAGGUGGACGGAAGGUGGGAAGAACACAGAAGCCACCUUGCUGGGGGUGCCACCCACGUUACAGGGGCAGCAGGAGCCAUCAUAGGCAGUGAAACCUUAAGGACCACGAGAACCACGGGGACUUUCAGAGACAUGGCUGGAGCUCGAGCAGCUGCUUCUGCAGUGAAUGAGGAAUUCUUAAGAAGUUAUUUCAUUGAGAAAGCUGCCCGUUGCACUGAGGAAGAUGACAAUCACACCUCCAAAGAUUGCCUUCUGGUUUAUUCUCAGGAAGAAACUGAAUCUCUACACGGUUCCAUUGGUUGUUGCAGUUUUAUUGAAGGAGAGCUAGAUGACCACUUCUUGAAUGACUUAGGCUUUAAAUUCAAGACGCUAGCUGAAGUUUGCUUGGGUCAAAAAAUAGAUAUGGAUAUGGAAAUUGAGCAGAGGUCGCAACCUGUGAGAGAGACAGCUUCCCAUUCACUCUCCAAGCAAACGAGAGUUAACUCAGAGAAUACCUACUCCUCUGGUAGUAGCUUUCAAGUUCCAGAAUAUUUGCAUGAAUCAAAUGCAGAGCAAAUGACUCAGGAAGUAGUCACUGAAAGGUCUGUGUCUUCUAAGCAGAAUCAAAAGGUAGCUACACCACUCCCUAAUCCAUUGGCGUCUGGUAAUGUCAUAGUGACAGAAACCUUUGCCACAGGCUCCACUGUGCCACCACCAAGCACUGUGAUCCUGGGCCCCAGACAGCCACAGGGCCUUAUUGUGACUGAGCGGGUCUAUGCCCCAGCUGCUACCUUGAUAGAUCAGCAUUAUGCUAAUGAAGGUAAUGUCACGGUUACCAAGAGAGUUAUAGAGCCUAAUGGGGGCCUGUCUGGUCCUCGGGAAGGCACCCCACACCUGCCAGAUGGGCAUUAUGUUAUGGUGAGGGAAAGAGAGAGCUUCCUUACCUCCAGCUCAGGUGCGCAGCCCAAUCUGGCCACGCCCAGUGCAGCAGCAGGUCAGAAUGUGACAGUGACCGAAAGAGUGCUAACACCUGCUUCCACCCUGCAGUCCAGUUACCCAGCUGCUGCGGAAACCUCCGUGGAGGCCAGAAAGACUGUGGUUUCUGGAGCUGGAGUCCCUGGCCCUCUGUCAAAUUUGGGUUUCAGGGAGUCUGGUCACUCUAGCUCUACUGUAACCACAUCGUCCACCAGAGUCUCCAAGCAUAGCACAGUGCAGCAUUCUUACUCCUAAACGGUCAGCCACAGUCUGACCCGGAGUUUAACGAGCAGUGAGUGAGUUCAUGUUUUCAAUGGAUCUGCCUUUUGUUGAGGCUUACAGACAUGAAAGGUACAUACACAGAAGUAAAACUUUCUCAGUCACCAAUAGACAAUGGGCCUUGCUAUCUCAGCAUCCGGAAGCGUGCUUCAGAAAUGCGCUCAGACUUCCCGAGGGCAUAACCAUAAUGCUCUCAAGUGCCUUUUAGUGAGUUGCGGCCAAACAAUAUUCACGAAACAAGUUAAAUAGAGAGUAAACCUGGCUUCUGAGAAUUUACCAAAUUAAUACAGCAUCCAGUUCAUCAGCUGUACAGUAGAGCCAUCCAUGAAACCAGCCGGGCCUGUGCAUACCAUGUUGACAUUUACCAUUGCUGUUCUAUAGCCCAUACUUGACUACCCCUAGCAUAUUGUCAACACUCAUUUAUCCAAAGAUAAAUAUACAGCGUGGGUGACCAGUUUUGCUUGUUUUCCUUAAGACCAGAGAGGCCUUUCAAUCUGUUAGGGUGAUGUAAUUUUGGAACACUGACGUGGUAAAAACAUAUGGUUCUGUGCACAUAACUGUGUGUCUGUGUGUGUGUGUGUGUGUGUGUGUGUGUGGUUUAUCCUUAAAAAUGACAUUGUAUUGUCUCUUUGUCUCUCAAUAAUGAAAAUAUUAAAUACUUCCAAUUCAGUUGAAUCCAGGGAAAAAUUCAUAAAUAUAAAAUCACUUUACUUUUUGUAAUAAUAAUAUACUAUUUAUAAAACCUCAGGAUAUAUUGUAUUUUAAUUUUGUACAGCUAAAUUAACCAGCAGACUAUGUACACUGUGAGAAGAACCAUGCUUGCUUCAGUCCUCCUCAGUGCCUGACAUGGGUGUGAAAUCAAUAUUUGUGUAAACUAGAUUUUAGAAGCCUCUCUAUUUACAAUUUCAAAAUAUUAAAAGACCUUAUCAUUUCUAUAAUGAUGAGUUUGAAAUUAUGAUUUUAUUCUAUGCCUCAAAGUCAUUGACUGGCUGGUCAUGACUUAAAUAUAUAAUUGGCAUGAAUUUAUAUAACAUCCUUGCCCCUUUUUCAAAAGUGGUUUGAGUGUUUUGACCAAAUAAAUAGAUCGUAUUUCUGAUGCUCCUUGAAAAAAUAAUUUAUUUCAAGUUGCAAAGUAUAUGUGCCUCUGAGUAACAAUUUAUAUAAAUAUUCACAACAAAAUAAUUUUCAUAAAUUUUAAAUACUAUGUAAUUUUGUGAUUUUUCAAAAUAUUUUGCUUAGGGAAUUGAAUCUUUAAAAAUUUAUUUUUGUAACAUUUAUGGAAGUAUUGUAGACUUGAAUUGUGUAAUGCAAAUAUUGAUACUUUUUUGCUCCCACUGAUUGUGUAUGAAUAAAAGGCAAAUAUUUUUAGAUGCCGUAAGUCCGUGGCCAAAAUAAAAGUCCUUCCAGGAUCUAAAUUUUUUUACUUUCUACUUAUGUAAAUGUUGGGUUUAUUUUUCAGUAUAGACUUAGUAGUUACAUUUUGCCAAGUAUGCAACAGGAAAACCACUACUGUGUGAAAUGUGAAAAUGACCUAAGUACUUCAAACAAACAAAACUUGAUCUUAAACUUCCUGGAGCAAUCUUGAAAGCUGAAGCCUGUCACAUGUGUAUAGUGUAAUCACAUUUCCUAAAUGGUUUUCUUUGUUCCCAAAAGGAUGAUUUGUAUUAGUUUUUACAUUUGUUCCUUGGAAAAAUAUAUUUGUAUGUGUGUCAUCAAAAUAUUUAAAUUAAAAAAAUGAC